Triticum turgidum subsp. durum (durum wheat) is the source of this 942-nucleotide messenger RNA. Lineage: Eukaryota; Viridiplantae; Streptophyta; Magnoliopsida; Poales; Poaceae. The record is from the annotation of a GenBank genome assembly.
AUGAAGAUUUCCAUCGCCCUCCUCCUCCUGGCCCUGGCAGCCACGGCGGGCGCCGUCACAUUCGACGUGACGAACGAGGCGUCGAGCACGGCCGGCGGCCAGCGGUUCGACCAGGAGUACGGCGCCGACUACGCCAAGCAGGUGCUGUCCGACGCGUCCUCCUUCACCUGGGGCAUCUUCAACCAGCCGGACCCCUCCGACCGUAGGCCCGCCGACGGCGACACCGUCACCCUCGCCGUCCGCGACACGGACGGCAUCGCCGCCACCAGCGGCAGCACCGUGGAGCUCAGCGCCCGCUACGUCGGCGGCAUCACCGGCGACGACCUCAAGGAGCAGGUGACGGGGGUGCUGUACCACGAGGUGGCGCACGUGUGGCAGUGGGGGCUGCAGGACUACGGCGCGCACUCGGGGGUCUUCGAGGGCAUCGCGGACUACGUGCGGCUCAAGGCCGGGUACGUGCCGGGGCACUGGGUGAAGGAGGGCGGCGGCGACCGGUGGGAUCAGGGGUACGACGUGACGGCCAGGUUCCUGGACUACUGUGACUCGCUCAAGCCCGGCUUCGUGGCGGAGGUGGGCUUAUUGCGGGACUGUGGUAUUGUCUACCGCGCCAUUGCCAAGUGCAACCAUCAAAAGUUGGAUCUAGUGGUUUCACCCCAGAGCUCGAGAUCUAGUGCUCUAAGAGCAUCCACCAAGCUGACAUCAUCACCUAGGUUAGUAACUUCAGAUUAUAAAUCAUAUGCACAAAUUCUCCAAGACAUGCAGUCCUCCCAUUGUCUUUCUAAAACAAUAUAUCCCCCGCCCAUUGUUCAAGACACUGGCCACAUAAAUCCUAGUGUCUCCACAUCUAUUCUAAAAUCUAGGAUAACUUUUUACAUGGUCAAGUCGACCUCAGUAGGGGAGCGGCAACAACGGCGCGUCGACGUCUCAUUCUUGUGGCAAUAG